GCCCACUUCUGUGCCAUAGUACUAGUAGAACUGGAACUCUAGUACUUGAAUUCACAGGCCUGACCCGACCUUCUUGUCCGUAUAGGAUAACAAAGCUCAGCAGGUCCUGACGCCGCAUCCUAUAGUAAUCCAUUUCGUUGCGCGUCGCCGCCGCCGCCUCUCGCCUGCCAUCAUGCCACAGCCGCCGCCGCGUCGUUCUCGCCGUCCGUCGUCGCUUGCGCUCGCCCUCCUCGCAGUACUAGCGGUCGCAUUGCUUCCCGCCGGACGAGCGAUGGAUUGGACGCCACCAUAUGGCGACUCUCACGAGCCAUCGCGCAUCUCGCAUCAUUCGCACGGGUCGCAGGCGUCGCACGACAUCCCGACUCAGCAUCAUCGCAUGAGCCUUCUCGAGGCCGCUCCUUCGCGCCCACCCGCCGGGCCCAUCCUCCAUGGCUCGCAGCUACGUGCGCUGCUGGACCUCAACGCCGCCUGGCACCUCUGGCCCACCAACUCCAACCGCUCACGCCGCUGCGAUCAGUGGGACUACGUACAGUGCACCCAGCAGGGCUUCAUCGUAGCCAUUGACCUGUCGUUAUAUGGCGCUGUCAAUGCAACCAUGCCGCUCACUAUCUUUUCUCGCAUGCCACAACUCAGGCGCCUUGUCCUGGCAGACAACUAUCUGCUUUCCGGCUCCAUCACUCAUCUCUCUCUGCCGUCCUCCCUGCGGGUGCUGGACCUCUCCCAAACGUCUAUCUCAGGUGCUCUGCCCUCGGCUCUCGCUGCACUCCCUGCACUCUCCUACCUAGACAUGUCUGCUACUUCGAUUUUUGGCAGCCUACCAUCCACUCUCGGCCGCCUCUCUCUCCUCACAUACCUCAACAUUGGUGCACAGAACAUCACUGGGCGAGUGGAGGACCUCUCAUGGCUCUCAAGCCUCACCAAGCUGCGCACUCUUGUAUUGGAUAACCUUGCAUCAAUGGCUGGGGAUCUGCGAUCUCUCAGCUUCCUUACUACCAUCAAAGCCAUGCAAAGUCUGUAAGCGUUCAAGUGGGGGUAUUGUAGGUUGCCUUGUGUUGCACAAACUCUGCAUGCCUCUCAAACUUCCUCUUCCAUUUUAAGCUACAUGUCCCGGGCCCACUCCCCAUGCCCAAUCCUGCAUAUCGUCGUGUGUUCCUAUUUGAUACUCACUUUACAGUGGUAGCUUUGCAUGUGCAACGGGUUGGCCCGGCUCGCCCUAAGAACGGACCAGCCCCGGGCCAGGCUGGGCCAACUUAGGCAAAUGCCUGGCCCGUGCCCGUGUUUAGGGGUCGGGCCGGGGUUGGCCUGGCUGCCCCCAAAACUGGGCUGGGGCCGAGGCGGGGCGGGGCCGGCCAGCCUAAACAUGGCCCGUGUUGAGGGGACGGGUGCUCGUGCCUCCACGGGCCAUUGCUCAUGCCUGGUGGUAGCGCAGUUGAGUGUCAUCGUUUGGCUGGAGUUUUUUUGCCUCUCACUGUGCCAAACUACUUCAUGAUGAAAUUGAGAGAAGGUACCAAAAUUUCCCUGGAGGCUCAUCACUCUUUCUCAUUUCUUGAGCAGCUUCUGGUCCUCCCCUGUGUCAGUGCUGCCAGUGCCUUCCCAACUCCCCAACACCUUGUGCCAUUCCAAUCAUUGUGUGCCUUCUCCUGUGGUGCAACUUUGAAGCACCAUAUCCUCUGUUGAUUGGACCGGGGAGCUACCAGUGGCGUUUGGCACCCUCACCUCCCUCACUUACUUGGACUUGCGAUACCUGUUAUCUAGCCAAUUCCCUCGAUGGGUGAUGGACUUGACAUCUUUACGUUACCUCGAUGUGGCUCAUCUCGCUGACUACCGCAGUGGAGUGGUGCCGCAGGACCUCUCCCGCCUCACUCAGUUGCAGCACUUUGACGCCACGGGCAAUGGGUUGGUCGGCGUGCUGCCUGAAUACUGGUCCUCUCUGAACCACCUCACCUUCCUGUCAUUUUCAAGAAACAAGAUCGAAGGCUCCAUUCCAUCAACAUUCUCUGCCCUCACCACAUUGUGCACACUGAAAUUGAAGGGCAACAGAAUGGACGGCACCAUCCCAUCCGUCUUCUCCACGGAACUCAGCAGCCUUGAUCUCCAAGGAAAUCGCUUUGUGGGCUCCAUGCCACCUUUUCUUGGCUCUCUUCCUGGACUCACAGCCCUGGAACUUGCUGGCAACAACUUCAGAGGGGCGAUUCCCAAGACUUUCGCAAAGCUCAUCAGCGUUUCCUGGCUGUCGCUUUCCACCAACCAGUUAACAUCGGGGCUUGAUGUGGUCAGCAAGAUGACUUGGCUUAUUUAUGUAGACUUUUCUUUCAACAACUUCUCUGAAAGAUUUCCUGAUCUGUCAACCUUACCUUCACUCUCGGGGCUAUCAAUCCGAGGAAACGACAUGAAAGGGACUUUCCCUAGUGUCUUGUUGAAGCUCACCAACCUUGUAACCUUGGAUUUGGGGCAGAAUGGAUUCUCUGGGUCCAUCCCUGAAGACAUAUCCAAGCUCUCGAGCUUAAACAUGCUAUAUCUGGACAGCAAUAACUUCGAUGAAGAAAUUCGUUCAGUGCUCUUCACCCUUCCAUAUAUUUCAUACCUAGACUUGGGACACAACCGUUUGAACGGACGCGUGCCAAGCAGUUUAUCAAGUACUUCCCUCGGCAGUCUAUCCCUUCAAGAAAAUAACCUAUCAGGGUCGCUGCCUGAUUUUUCUAAGUGGAACACUUCUUUAUUAUACCUAGGGCUAGGAAGCAACAAUUUGACUGGGUCCAUUCCAGGGUCAAUCAGCACACUGUCUUCUCUUAUGAACCUAUCGUUGCGCAAGAACCAGCUUUCAGGAACCAUCCCUACAGCUCUGGUCACGUUAAACAGCCUUGCUGUCCUAGACCUCGCCUCCAACAGCAUCUCAGGGCCCUUGCCCUCUGCCUUUGGCGCGCUCUCCAACCUUAUCGGACUGUCUGUGUAUGACAACCAGCUCACGGGCAAGCUCCCUUCUUCCAUAUGCGAUCUCACCCGGCUAAUAAUCAUGUAUAUCCGCAACAACUACUUCUAUGGGGAAUUUCCUUCGUGUCUUUACGAGCAUUGCCUGCACAGGAUUGACAUCAGCAACAACAGCUUCUACGGGCCCAUCAACAGCAACUUCCACGGCAUGAUUCCCAACGAUGGCGCUCUGCUCAACAUCGCAGGCAACUACUUCUACGGUGACCCCAUGCUCUAUGCCGAUGGCUGCCAGUUCUGCCCCUCGGGAAGCAUCGAGCCCGAUGCCCUUGACAUUGUCGAGCUCGGGAUGGAUAGGAGGGGGCGUUGUGGCGAACGUCCUUUCCAAGCUCUCCCAGGGGCCAACAAGCGGGGCGUGGCAAGUCUGCGUUUUAACUGCUUCACGCUGAGCGCGCAGCUGGAGUGCACGGCGAACGAGACGCAGCGCAGCAACGACACGUGCCUGGCAUUCUGCAGCAUGUCACGGGAGCUGGGGCCGUGCGACGGGCACGGAGCGUGUGUGCCACAGCAGGCGGGGGCAGCAGGGGCGGGGUUCACGUGUGAGUGUGACGACGGAUACGUCACUGCCAAUGGCUCCCUCGGCUCCACCUGCGCCCGCCCUUCUCCGCCCCCCUCGGCAGCACUCUCCACAGGCGCAGUGGUGGGCAUCGCUGUGGGUUCUACUGCCGCCUUUGCUCUCCUCCUCGCUCUCAUUGUGGCGCUGCUCUGGCCCAGACAACGCAGGAAGUGGAGCGACCUGGACGUGUGCCACGAGUUCAGCAUGGGGGAAAUUCUGCGGGCAACACGCCACUGGUCGAGUGAUAGUGUGCUUGGGAAGGGCGGCUUUGCCACGGUGUACAAGGGGGUGUCGGAGAAAGGCGAGCUGUGGGCUGUGAAGCGCAAUGAGCUCAUGUCGAACGACUUCGAAAAGGAGGUGCGGGCGAUGGCGUCGCUGCGGCAUGAGAAUGUGGUGCGGCUGUUGGGCUUCUGCCUGCAUCAGAACGUGGAGAGCGGCCAGCAGGAGCAGAUCCUCGUGUACGAGUUCGUGGGCAACGGGGACCUCAAGCACCAAAUCCACCAGUCUAAAGGCCAAGAUAGCGGACUUUGGGUUGCUGAAGCAGCUGAGCCAAGCAGGGGAGGAGGAUGACCGCACUCGAAUAGCCGGGACUCCGGGCUACGUGGACCCGGAUUACAACCGCUCCCAUGUGGUGACGGAAAAGAGCGACGUGUACAGCUUUGGCGUGGUGCUGUUGGAGCUCUUGACUGGGCAGAAGACACAUGUUAAAGGAACCGACCGACAUAUUUGUGAAUGGGCAGCCAAGAAGGUGCAGGCGUACGAUUUUGGGUUGCUCAAGGACACGGCUCUGGAUGCCCCGGAGGAUGCAGUGGUGGAGUUUGCCGACAUCGCGCUCGACUGUGUCAAGGUGCCCGGCUCCCGCCGCCCCCUCAUGAAGGACGUCGCGCGCCGCCUGCAGGCGCUCCUCACCAAGUACUGCGAUGAUGAUGAUUAAUUCUUAAAUGUUGAACCGAGCGUGCUCACAGAGGAAAGCAUGGAGGACAGGUUGAGGGGUGGUGUCAGUGGUAGUGGGGAUACCUUCGGACAGAGCGAGCUGUCAGAGGAACGAAGUGGAGGGCCGGCUGCUGGGUUUCUGACUCAGGUUUUCUCCAAGAAGUGGCGCGUGUGAUGGUGAGCACAAAAUUAUUGGCAUGGUUUGAAAGAGCCGACUUUCCAGAGGCAGUUAUUAUCUCCGCUGUACGAAGAAGCUGUUACCGUAUGCAGCUUCUAUAGUGUAUCGCAAUUCUGCACCAAGACCAUUUGCUUCAGUUUUGGCUGCGGCAUUGUCUAGGAAAUCAGAUUGCUGUGGCCCCAAGAAUUACCUAGCAGACGCUUCAAGAUCUCUUGACUGGUUUCUCGGACCCUUUAGAUUCCCUCCCUCCCACGUAGUGCAACACUUGCAUUUCAAGAUAGGUGUCGACUUUUUUGCCGCCGCGAACCCUCGUACGGGAGACGGUAUUUCGUAUCAGUGCAACACGCUGAAGGCCGUUUUGAUAUUUCAGGGUUUGAUGCCCGACCUCGAUGUGGAGCAUGUCGAGGGCACGUCCAAGCCCGCUGCCAGCAUGCGGGAGUCACCCGUCGACGCAUCAACGAAGCGGAAGGCGUCCGCUCACUGGACGCAGCGUCCUCUGCCCUGGGCACCGCCACCGAAAAAGCCUGCCCCCGCGCCAACUCCACCCCCUCCAACUCCUAGCCCACCAGAGAACCCCUCGUCCCCCGCUGAUGCUGAGUACGCUAUAAUCAAGCGUCGUUUUGUCGGCAACUGGUCUCGCCGAUUUCCUUGGCCGCGAUUGACACAGAUGAAAAAUGGUCGUCCUUUAUUGAAGUGUGUUGUGUGCUUGCAGUUUGGCGAUGCGUUUAGCAACACCAACUAUGGGAAGAAGGGCGAGGGUGCAUCCACAUCCAUGUCGGCACGCGGGCGCACAAAAAUGCACUGAAAGCCAAGGAGGAGUGGGAGAGAGAGAAGGAGCAGCAGCGCACGCUUGGCAGGUGGCGCACGAGCGACUCUUCAACAAAGCAUCUCAUACGCUGCUUCCAUAUUGCCAUCUUCGUCUGUAAGGCUGACGCUCCCAUCGCCAUGUACGUCGCCCUAUGCUACUUCCUUGCGUUGGAAGGUUUGCCUGACCUGCCGCAGGGAGGGGCGUACGGGACGUACUACACUGACACUACAGAUACGGCUUCAAACAGGGAACUAAGGCCAUAUCGAACUACCUGAGAGACGAGCAGCUUCAGCACCUUCUCUCUUCCCCCUACAUCGGCAUUGCGAUUGAUGAGAGCACGGAUCGCGUCCAUGGCAAACACAUGAUUCUGUACGCCACCUUCUUCCGCGGCAGUCACGUCGUUACUGAGUUCGUCGCACUGCUGUCGGUGGAGAGGACCAAUGCCGCAUCGCUGACCGCCGUCCUGUUGCAAUUUCUCUCGCCGAUCGGCCUCGACCUGCAGAGGAUUGUUGGCAUGUCGACCGAUGGGGCUUCUGUGAUGACGGGCGCCACAUCCGGGGUCAUCACUAGGCUGGAAAGGCGCAUCCUACAUCUCGUCGCGACUCAUUGCAUCGCGCAUAGAGAUGCCUUGGCUGCUAAGGACGCUGCGGCUGCCGUUCCAGAACUCAACGUCAUCGACAUCCUCAUCCGUGCUUUCGCCGACCUCGUCGGGCGGUCGAACGUCCAGCAUAGCAACUUUAAUAACUUUCAGCUAGUCUACCGCAACACCAACCUCGAGGCGCAAGGCAUCUAUGCCAUUCGCUGGUUGUCUCCCGGGGAAGCAGUGGUGCGCUUCGUGGAGGUCCUCCCCGCUGAUGUGGUCCUGCUGCGAGGUCAUCCUGGCGGGCUGUAUGAGGUUGACAUGACGGUCGUUUCGUCUCUUGUGGACAACACCUGCAACCACAUUACCGACCGAUACAUCAAGUGCGGAGGGGGAGUGUACUUCGGCAACGGUGGCAGCGUCAGGCUCGGGGAGUUCCUCCAGGCGCAUGGGUCGCCCAACAACAGGCGGGUGCGCGUCCAAGGUGUAGACAACGAGGGCAACACGCAGUCGUUCGAGCUUCGACUAUAACAAAGCCGUCCAAGAGCUGCGGGUCUUCACUGCGACGAUGAUGUCGCAGUACAAGGACGACGGAUUCCACCAGGGGCUCGCCUUGACGCUGGACAACAACGAGUGGCAGAGAUCAUACCCCAACAUCCUCCGCUCCUGGCAGGCACUCGCUGUCCUUCCCCUCAGCACGGUCGAGUGCGAGCGGGGGUUCUCGAAGCAAAACCUCAUCAAGAGUUAGGAGCGUGGGUGCCUUGGAGAUGACACCCUGGGGGACCUGAUGUGGUGCUCCCUCCUGCAAUACAACAUCGAGUGGUUCGAUGUGGUUCCUGUCUUCCGCGGCGAGAAGCCACGCCGUCCCCUUCGAGAUCUGAACUCGGCCAACCCCACCUCUGUCGAAGAUGGAGGGGCCUCUACCAGUGAGCCCACUCCAUUGGUGGAGCCGAGAGGAUGACUGACUCUGUAGGCUUUGUGGUAUGCGCAUAGUAGAGAGAUGAGUAGAGUAGAGUAGGUGUGGUGCUGGUGGUGGUGGUGCAUAGCAGUAGCAAUGGCCUUUGUGGGCUGUAGGCUCUGUAGGGACAAGUCUCACAGGAUGGGCAUGUGCUGAUUCCUAACGAUUCAUGAAGUGCGAAGGCAAUUUUUAGUGAAAGGAAGACGGGUA
This is a messenger RNA of Closterium sp. NIES-67, 7208 nucleotides long. Lineage: Eukaryota; Viridiplantae; Streptophyta; Zygnematophyceae; Desmidiales; Closteriaceae. The record is from the annotation of a GenBank genome assembly.